Aspergillus nidulans FGSC A4 is the source of this 3952-nucleotide messenger RNA. RefSeq names its product protein kinase sldA. Gene Ontology annotation, molecular function: protein serine/threonine kinase activity; kinase activity; protein kinase activity. The record is from RefSeq and is a predicted model, not a curated record. Bases 1 to 3651 code for a protein of 1216 amino acids. NCBI's taxonomy places the organism in Eukaryota, Fungi, Ascomycota, Eurotiomycetes, Eurotiales, Aspergillaceae. Gene Ontology annotation, biological process: mitotic spindle assembly checkpoint signaling. Gene Ontology annotation, cellular component: protein-containing complex; nucleus; kinetochore. The transcript has 3 exons.
AUGGCGGCCACCGGAGAUUUGAUUGACUUCGAUAUCAUCGAGAACCAGAAGGAGAAUAUCCAGUCACUACCCGGAGGCCGUUCUGCCAGGGAGCUGGCCCGAAUCUUCUCUCCUCGUGACCCUAGCGAUAAACUGUCAUCUCCUUCCCCAAACGACACCAGGACCCUUAACGACGCUAUCAGACAAGAAUAUGAAGCCGAAUUACAGGCGAUUGGAGAAUCAGAUGAUCCUCUCGACAUAUAUGAUCGCUACGUAAAGUGGGCAUUGAACGCCUAUCCCACGGCGCAGGCAACCCCGGAAUCUGGCCUCUUACCCCUGUUAGAGCGCGCGGUCAAAUCAUUCUUAUCAUCACCUCAUUACAAAAAUGACCCGCGAUACCUUAAAUUAUGGCUCCACUAUAUUAGGCUCUUCUCCGAUUCACCACGGGAAACGUUUGCAUUCAUGGCUCGGCACCAUGUCGGGGAAGGGUUAGCCUUGUUCUACGAAGAAUUUGCCGCGUGGCUUGAAAGUGUUGGAAGAUGGACGCAGGCGGACGAAGUGUACAGGCUUGGCAUCGACCGAGAAGCACGACCAACUGAACGUCUGAUCCGAAAAUACGGUGAAUUUCAGAGACGCUAUGAACAACAACCGCAGGACAAUGGACCUUCGUCACCGGCGCUCCCUGCAGUGCGCCCGGCACUGGCCGCCAAAGUCGACCCGUUCGCUUCGAGUGCAGCCGCACCCACAGAUCCCCAAUCCCAGCAGCAGGGUUCAAGAACCACGAACGCGCCGAAGACAAAAUCGGGGAAGCCGAAGAUGGCCAUAUUUACUGAUACCGAGCCUGCAGCAAAUCAACCGGCUUUAGGCGCACAAACUAAAGGGUGGGACAGUCUUGAAUCUAGGCACGAUCGACGAAAGGAGAACCAAAUAGAGGCCAAACCCUGGGCCGGGGAAACAUUGAAAGCUGGAAGGAAAGCUCCGCCAAAGGAGAAGCUAGCUGUUUUUAGGGAUGAGUCAAAGUCAGAUUUACCAACCAAAGAGGAAAUGCAAUCAAACCCAGUUCCAGAGCACCGCAUACGGGAAGCCGUAAACCCACGUACAGGAAGGAGAGAGCGAGUCUUUGUCGACCUCGAUGCAGUGUACCCCGAUUAUAAGAAUCCUAGCAUUGAGGUUAGCUUUGAGGAGCUGAGGGCCAUGAAGCGUGGCUGGAUGGACAGGGACUGGCGCAAGAAAGGACCUCUCAAGCAGAUCUCUGGCAACGCUGUCCAAACAGAGCCUAAUCCAUUUAACGACAAAGCCCUUCGAGACCAGUUCCAACAAAAGCUGUCGUUGAGGAAUACAGAUGACCAUGCUUUGAAUCAACCCAUCGUCUCUGAGAAGACUCAUGACGCCAAAGCUGCCAAAGGACGGAAGCUGAAAGUCCGCGAAGUUAAGGGCGAAACACAGACAAUCAAAAUGAAAUUUGACUCUCCCACUGGAGGCAAGAUCCGCCGCAAGAGCACCGCAGAGCCUACGAUGACAAUCCAUACGCGCGCUGCAACAGACGAAAUAUACAGCAUUUUCAACCAGCCUUUGAAAGCGGAGACCGAAAAUGUGGCCGAAAGCAGUGAUUUCGAUGAUGAUGACUAUACCAGUGCCGGUGAAAGUACGGUUGGACGAAUAUCUGCUGCGUCAAGCGAUUUUGGGGACGACACAUUCCACAAAUCGUUCGAUGAAGGUGACGGCGAUGACUUCGAAAACACGAGCGCCGACAGCGUUGUCAAUGGAGAAUGGACUCGAUUUUCCGCUGCUGAACUGGGCGCUGAAGCAACCUCGUUCCACUCAGAAGCUGCUGACCCAACACAAUCAACGAUUCACCAUGCCGAAAGCGACGACACAGAAGACCAGGAUGCUGGACCAGAAUUUGAGCAGCCGCAAAGGCCGAGAUUCAUUCCAGAGAUGCCAGAGGAUUAUGUACCACCCGUUGGACCGUACCGAGAUCCAGUCGUUGUGGCUCAAAGCCGCUUGCCAUUCAUGACACCUAUUGUUGAACGCACCGAGCAUUCAUUCCCUUCCAUGACUGCAGCGCGGUCUAACCUAUACAGCGCGAAGACUCCUUCGAACGUGCUGAACCCGACGACAACACCUCGCAUGCCCCGGAUGGGAAAUCUUCUUUCCAGUCCGCUUCCAACGGAAACACCUUUUCAUGGACAAACCAUGCACGGCCUAGAAGAUAUCAUUGAAAGUCCCACCGCAAACAGGUCAGGUUCUUCUAGCCUGAGAGUACCAUCUCCCACAAAGGAUUCCAAUCCACAAGGUACUAUAAUCAAAGAUACUCUUUGCAAUCCCAUAGACCGGUCGAUUCGAGACACUAUCCUUCAGGAAUUGCACACCACGCUCGCUGCGUACCCUGGCUACCAUGCUCAUCCGGAUACCCAAUCUCAUUACGCCCCUGAGAUAGAAAGGUUCAUGAAAAGCAGCAGCAAGCGUUCCAGAAGUGGCGGCGAGGCGGCGUUUGACGUGCCGAUCAUCGAUCCGCCGGGAGGAGAGCGCAGUUAUAUCAUCAGACGGGAGCUCGGUGCAGGAGCCUACGCUCCAGUCUACUUAGCGGAGAGCAUUGACAAUCUAGACUCUGACUCGGAAAUGGAAUCCGUUGGCAGCAAUAGCGGGCGCUCUACCGUUUCCAACAGCUUAACGCGGCAGAAAACACCCCGUUACAGCUUCGAGGCAAUCAAGCUAGAGGUUGGCCCGCCAAACGCCUGGGAGUUCUACAUGAUCCAAACCGCACAUCACCGAUUAAGCCAGCUUCCAACGCUCUCGCGUGCAGCCGACAGUAUCGUACGUGCGCAUGAGAUGCACAUUUUCAAGAACGAGAGCAUCCUUGUCGAAGAUUACCGCCCACAGGGAACGUUACUGGACCUCGUGAACCUUGUCCGCAACGAAGGGAUCUCCGGCCCGGCGACUGGAGAGGGAGGCUUAGAUGAGUCUCUAGCCAUGUUCUUCACCAUUGAGCUCUUCCGCACUAUCCAGGCUCUCCACACCUGCGGCAUUCUUCACGGCGACAUCAAAGCCGACAACUGCCUCAUCCGCUUCGACGACAAACCAGACCCCACUCAGCAGAUACUCGAUGAAAACACAGAUCCCCGCGAAUUCUACUAUUCACCUUCCGGCGCUUUUGGCUGGAAAAACAAAGGCCUUGCCCUUAUUGACUUUGGCCGCGGUAUCGACAUGCGUGCAUUCGACCCGUCUGUGCAGUUCGUUGCAGAUUGGAAAACAGGGGAACAUGAGUGCCCUGAGAUCCGUGAGAUGAGACCUUGGACGCACCAAAUUGAUCUUUACGGUCUUGCGGGGACAGUUCACGUUAUGCUUUUUGGAAAAUACAUUGAGAGCGUCCCUACCGAUGCAAGCAAGAAAACGUAUCGGAUUCGCGAACCGCUGAAGAGAUACUGGGAAAAGGAUAUCUGGGCCGAUGUUUUUGAUCUUCUUUUGAAUCCUAGUGCGGAGCGGUGGGCUCGGAUGGAGCAGAAAUCGAAUGUUAACGCCUCCAACCUUCCAGUCCUAGUCUCAAUGCAGCAUCUCCGUGAACGGAUGGAAAGUUGGCUCGUUGACCAUGCUGAGAAGAAAGGUUUGGGCUUGCAGAUCCGAAAACUCGAGGCAAUUUUUGCAGAGAAAAAGAAGAGAUUGGAGAAGUAACUCCAAUUUCAAUUAUCCUUCCGUUUUUGUUUUGUUUUUCAACUCACAUCUAGGGAAGGUUGACUUUUUUCUGUCUUUUCCCCUUCGCUUCUUGAACAUCAUUUGGCUGAUCCCGACAUUGGUGGUCGUCGACUUCACUCUUGUAAUGUUAUCAUGACAUAGUACAGCACAGCACCCGCGUAUACCCCUUUUCUUUUUUGCUUUGCACUGGUAUUCAUCUCCUUUCCUCUAUUCGUUCUGAUAUUCUGCUUCACGUCUUUAUGUUAUCAAUUGUUCGUAUAUGGCUAAGGAAUAAUAUAAU